This is a messenger RNA of Acanthaster planci (crown-of-thorns starfish), 3959 nucleotides long. RefSeq names its product alpha-1A adrenergic receptor-like. Gene Ontology annotation, biological process: phospholipase C-activating G protein-coupled receptor signaling pathway; positive regulation of MAPK cascade; positive regulation of cytosolic calcium ion concentration. The record is from RefSeq and is a predicted model, not a curated record. Gene Ontology annotation, cellular component: plasma membrane. Lineage: Eukaryota; Metazoa; Echinodermata; Asteroidea; Valvatida; Acanthasteridae. Gene Ontology annotation, molecular function: alpha1-adrenergic receptor activity.
CAUGCAUUUUGCUGAACCAACUAUAUGGUAGCGUCAUCUGUUACUUUAUCGUUGAUAAUGAACACUCCCAUUUUCUGCUCCUUCACCACAUGUCGAUCACAAGUUUCUUGACCAGUAAGUUUCCUCAGCUAAUAUAAAGUGCAAUUCAUUUUACAGUGGAUAUACAGGGCAUACUUCGGCUGUAAAUCGAUAUAUAUGCAUCAGGAGUUGAGGAAUAGCAGUUACGCGCUACUGGAGUUGGUAAGACGUUCAAGGAACUAUGGAGGCGGUAGUACAUGUUACCUCGGAACGAGUGAACGAAGAUGGUUCAUUGUUGGCGGUAGGAUAUUACACUGAUAUAAGCACAGACGUAACAUGGGAUGGAAAUACUGCAACUGAACAUCUAUUACUGAACGAAUGGAAUGGUACAGUCACAUCUGCAACGAAUGCUCCAGAAGGAGAUACUGAUGUUACACGGGUGUUACUUGCAAGUGUAGCCUUGUUGAUCAUUAAUUUGGCAGUUAUAAUUGGAAACAUUCUGGUAUUACUGGCUGUCUAUUGUGAACGAGCUCUUCGCACAGUUACUAAUUAUUUCAUUGUCAAUUUAGCGAUAGCUGAUCUACUUCUUGGAGCCCUAGUACUGCCGUUCUCGGGUGCCUUCGAAGUUAUACACUAUUGGCCUUUUGGAGGAACCUUUUGCGAUAUUUGGGCAGCUGUGGAUGUUUUGUGUUGCACUGCAUCAAUAAAUAGUUUGUGCUGUAUUAGUGUUGACCGCUAUAUCGGAGUUACUAAACCUUUAAAGCAUCGACUAAUAAUGACUCCAAGACGGGCUGUGAUGAUAAAUAUUUUCGUGUGGUUCAUAUCCUUUGGAAUUGCUGUCGGACCGCUGUUUGGAUGGAGACCCGUAAAAACAUCCGAAAUGGAGUGUCCACUGUCUGAUUCCAUCGGAUACGUUUUCUUCUCUGUUGCAGGAUCAUUUUACAUUCCGUCAGCUAUCAUACUUAUUCUAUAUUUUCGAAUUUACCGGGCAGUAUCACGGGAAACCAAAAGUAUACAAGACAGGUCUCGACAACGACACGGCAACACUGAAAAUGGGCGUGCUGGACAUGCCAUUCUCCGUAUUCAUGUUGGUAAUAAACGGUUCUCUGACAAAAAUUACAACCGAAGGGAAGAGAGUAUGUCUUCAGGUUCGUCAAGAUCCAGGAAUAUGUCGCAUAGAACUGCUACUUUCAACAGAGAAAAAAAGGUAGCAAAGACGCUUGGAAUUGUUGUUGGUGUCUUCAUCAUUUGCUGGCUGCCAUUUUUCUUUUUACUACCACUAAGAUCCGUUUGCCGAAGUUGCAAGCUGCCAGACGUUGUUUUCACCUUCUUCUUUUGGCUUGGCUACUGUAACAGCUUUGUCAAUCCAGUUAUAUACGGCAUGUCUAACCACACCUUUCGCAAAGCUUUCCGGAAGAUUAUCACGUGUUGGUAUUGUAAGGACCAUCGGAGGUCAAGGAGGACAUUCGGCUCAAGACGUUCCUCCAAUGUGUCUCGUCUUACUUCCAGCACACCAAUGUCCAGUCCAAUGAUAAUGAGCCGAGGUAAACGAUUUACAGCAAACACCCCACGCAAUGCGUUAAUAUUUCGCAGAAAGUCUACAUCAUCGAGAAAAUGUUUACAGCAGACAAGUGACAAACAGCAUCAAAUCCAGGAGGUAGGCCUACAGACAUCCAAUGCAGAGGUUAACCAGUUCAACGGAAACAAAAUCCUAUGUGAUCAGCCACUUACAAAUGAAAGUCACAGAAUGUCAACUUUUGAUAUAGAAUCAACUUACGGUGAUACUAGAAGUCUUAGAGCAUAUGAGCAAAGUAAACCUCAGGAUACCAGUCACACAAAACACUUUCCUGAUAAAAGACAUUGUCGAGGAAAUAGCAGGCAUAGCAUGUCUGAUAAUAGCAAUAAUAUUUUUGAUGACUUUUAUGAGCCAGUUGCAAAUUCAUUUUCCCAUUGUGAGCAAUCUCUGUUUUCCAGGACGGACGCGAUUAAAAGUCAACAGUCAUUAGAUCCUUCAGUUUGUUGUUCAGGUAUCUCCAAGCUGAACACAACGGUGAACUUCAAGCAAAUUACAGAGGCAGAAUUAUCAAGUAGCAUAUAUGAUUCCAGAGAGACGUCCGUUUGAUGUUGAUUUAACUGUGUCCAAUUUAAUUCUCUUUGGUUUGUAUCAAAUACGACAAAUCAAACAAAUACCGUGGAAAAGCUAAUAUCGAGUACUAGAAAUGGUGUUUAAUUUCAGUGUGCCCAUCAGCGAUUUUUGUUUAUUGGACAAGCAACAAAAAUAGGUUCACUGGAAAUUCAACAUAUGCGUAUCGUGGGGAAAAGAUGCUGGCCCGCUAGAAAAGGGGAAAAGAAAGAACGGAAGCAAAGAAAAGAACAACAAAGAAUAACAAAGAAGGAAAGGGGGAAAAUGAGGAAAGGGAAUGAAAAUAAUUGCGUGAAAAAGCUGGAAACUGGCCCCCUUCCACCACUGAGGUCAGUUUACUGUUGCCGAGUGAGUGUUUCUCUUAAAGAACUUUGCCCCUGUCUGACAACGUCCCUGCACAUGUCUCAUACAGAUACUGUUUCAUUUGUGCAGAUUUAAUGUUUUAUUCCUUUCGCGACUGGCGGCAGUGUUCAAUGCAUGCUGGAUCCUAAAACAAUUCUGCAAAUAUUUGCUUGGAAUGCUCAGCUUAUCAUAAAACUAAAACAAUGCUCGUUGUCGGAUAGAAGGGGUUGAGAGGAGGGCGAAUUUUGAGGCUAUUAAUUUUCCUUUCCUCUCCAAAGCGUAAGCCUGAAUAGCCCUAGAAUUUAGCCAUUCCCCAGACAAGCUCUAAAUACUACAAGUCCUUGGAUUUUUUUAUUCUUCCAUCAACCUCCCCUCCCCCCCCAAAAAAAAUGGUUCCGGAUCGACCCUCGUAAUAAUAUGUGGGCUUGUUCGGUGGCUGCACUUUUUUUAUACUACAAAAGCUAUAAACAACCCCUUAAGUAGGUUGGAUAAAACUGGAACAAGUCCGAAAGUACACUCAUUUCCAGAAUGCCAUUGUUUAGAAACAGCUUGACGUUGAAUGCUUGUAAAGGGUACUGUGAAUGUGGGUCUCCUUCGAGAUUGUGCAUUUAGUAACUUGCUUGUAUCUUCAGUUUAGUUCAUUGUUGAAAGGUAUGAUAGUGUAGUACUUUGAUUGACUUUUUUUUAUUGCGUUAGGGGUAUCAAGUUUAACUACAAACCGCAACUAGUUCAACCAAAAUACAAUAUAUCAAAGUCUUCCAAGCAGACAUUUAUGUAAUAGUUCUCCCAUAGGAAUUUUUUGCAACAGGGUUAAUUUCUGCUGUUAUUUAUUUUUGCUAUGUGCUAUUUUGACCCGCCAUCAUUUUUCCAAGGUGUUUUGCUAAUUAAACUUAUUGGAGGAGAAUUGAGAAUAUUUGUUUCGUAGCAUUUGCACAACCAUUUAGGUCGCAGUCUAAUCAGGUUUUAUCUUUGAAAAUAGAAAUGGGGGUGCAAAAUAAUGUUCAUUUUCAGGAAUUUCAUUUUAAACAUGAUUGCAUAGACACCACUUUAACUGUGAAUUGUAGAGCUCUUUUAAUUGGAAUAUUCCACAACUUAUAGGCACAAGGCGUUUUCCCAUUAUGAUGUCCAUGUAAAGUUCUGUAACACCUACAUCAAUGGCGUAUCCAGCGAGGGAUGGGGGUGACAACUUUCCCCCUACGUUUUUGUGCAAAAUCAUUUUUAUUUAUUUAUUUUUUCAACUGAGAAUACUUCAUAGGUGAGUAGAAAAGAAACUAACCAGUAUAUUUGAUUGUCAAAUAAAUAGGCUACAUUUUCCUCCCUAUAUUAUCAUGUUGAAUGCGCCCGAAAGUGAAUUUGGUUUGAGCCCCCCCCCCGACGCCGACAGCUGGAUACGGCACUGACCUACUGUACAUGCGUAAUCCGGAGCGUGAACGGCUGCUGCUUAAACAUGUACUGU